Messenger RNA from Amoebophrya sp. A120, 715 nucleotides. NCBI's taxonomy places the organism in Eukaryota, Dinophyceae, Syndiniales, Amoebophryaceae. The record is from the annotation of a GenBank genome assembly.
CUGGGGCCUGGUCUUACAGCGCCGGCCCUUGCCAAGGCCCCGGGGGUCAGCAAGUUCAAGCCGCCAGCCUUGCAAGAAUAAAAAAAAAGGAAAAAGCAUGGCGCGGCCCCUUGCCCGGUUCUUGGUCCGGAACCAUCUCCCGGCGGUCGGGACAUUGGUGGGCCGCCCCAGGCGGCAUGGAUCGAUCGAUGGCGAGUGGUUCAAGCGGAAGAAGGGCGGGACUAGCGGGGGCGACGCGGAGAAGGUGGCGAAGAAAGGCGCCCCAUUGUUGGCCCGCCCCGAGAGAAGUCGGCCCGCAGGGGAGGCAAGCAAACAGAGGGCCGGGCAUUUGAUCGGCGUCCUCGAGCGCGCACCUUGCCCGACUCUUUUGGCUGGCCUUGCCUGUGAGCGUGUGCCAGUCGGGCCUUGUGCGCACAAUCAAAGGGCGGCCCUUUCUUUGGGCCGCUUUGGCGGGCGUCGGGACCCUCUUGGCCGAGUUGAAGCAUGAGGCGGGGGGCCUGCAGGCUUUCAAGUUUGUCGGCCUGCCAUUGCUCCAAAACCGCCCGCCAAGCAACGCCCGUGCCCCCUACCAACCCGCCGGGCCGCGGCGGAAUAUAUAAACACAGCGGCGCCCCCCCGCUGUUUUCGCCGGUUGGGCGCCAGUUCCUUCCCUGCUGCGCGGGCCCGUCCCCCCCAAUGUCGGCCCGCGCGGAGUUUUACCCAGGAUACUCCGCAG